AUGACAGUACCAUUUCUCAGUACCGUAUAUUGGCUAGUACAGAACAUCCAAUAUGUCAUAGCUAUUGUUUUUGGUAUAGCGACUAUUGCUUGCUCAGUAGCUUCAUGGUACAUCCUUCGAUGGCUGAUACCAUCCCCACGAGCUUAUAUACCCUUCCUACGAUCGAACCCCAAGACUGUCGCUGGACGAAGAACCAGUGGUUCUAAAACGAAGGACGUAAAGCUAUCGAUCAACGAUAAAAGGGUGACCAGAGCAAGUACUGCUAAGAGGCGUCAAAAGAGUAAAUCAGCGAUAUCUGGAUUAGGUGCACUCGUAUCUUCAACUCUAGGUUCAGUUUUAUUCUUAUGUUCAAUUGCUUCUGGUCUGAUAUGCGCAUAUUCCCUUACUGAGAAGGGAUGUUACACUCUCCGACACAUAGGGAUACUGGAAUGGUUACCAUGGAAACAAGGUCUAAAAUGCUAUAAAACACGGUGGGACUGGGUUGCUGAUAUUCUAGGAGAGGUCAUGUUGAAUAUCUUGCAGGGUCAUGACUUUGGUGGUUUAGGGAUCAAAAGCAUGUAA
Molecule: messenger RNA, 561 nt
Organism: Kwoniella shivajii
Lineage: Eukaryota; Fungi; Basidiomycota; Tremellomycetes; Tremellales; Cryptococcaceae
Exons: 5
Coding region: 1-561 (186 amino acids)
Source: RefSeq, a predicted model, not a curated record